AUGUCUAAGUUUGUUUUGUUGUUUUUGGUUCCCAUGUCAAUUAUUUCUAUUAGUAUUGUCGAGGGGAUCCCUUCUGCUUGGAUACAAUACAUAAAAUGUGCCAUUGAUGCAUAUGAAAAUUCCAAUUGGAAUGGAAUUGAAACGCAAUGUAGAAUUCCGACAAGAACGCUUUUUCACAACGAUAUUGAGCAAUCUUCGAAUGUCGUUCACAAUCCUUCGUUGAUUUUUUGGCAUCCACUUGUACAAUAUAAUGCAUAUACUAUCCUUCAUUGUCCCAUUUGUCAAGGUCGACUAAGAAAAUGGCGGUGGAAAGAUGGUUCCUCUGCACGAGACAACCCCAGGAAACUUAUCUGCUUGCAAAAUAAUGUUUUCCUUGUUUCAUGUGUUUAUCUAUGUGAGCAAUUUCAACAUGAAAUUAUUGGUCAUGAUCCUGCACUUCUCAAUUCAUUACGGACCAGAUUUCCCUUUCUACGCAUUCCUUUCGUUCUAUUCCACAAGUCUGGAGUAACAAGAGAAUUAUAUGAGUUCAUUUCAUCAAGCAUCCAGACUGGCAUUCAGCUUAUGGAUAUUGAAAAAAUGAUAAUCCAGCUACACAGCGCAAGACACUACCGUGAAGCUUGUGAAUUUGAAACUUUAAAAACAUUGGAGCAAACUCCUAGUGCACAAGAGUUUCCCGAAUUUUUUCCAGAAAAAGAAGGUAUAAGUAGAAAGCUAAUUUCCAAGAUAUUUCUUCAAAGCUUUUUAGAUGUUGAACACAUGUACAUCCAGCACAUGGCAUCAAUGAACGGAAAAUGGAUUUCAGCUGAUCAUACGUUUAAGGUAUAUAAAUAAUUAGUAUUUAUCACGUUAAUAUGUAGCAUCUGCCACAAGAUAGCAGCUUGUGAAUGCAUGUAAAUUUGACCAAGACGAACAAACAUGCAAUUCAAUUAAAUUGCAAAGAGUACUGAAGAAUUCUCUCACGAUCGAUUAACGGCUAACUGAUGGCCUGCAUCAAUCGUUUUGAUUUUCUUUCACAUGCAGUCAUAAUUUAUGAAUGUUAAAUUUAGUUCAUGAUUGUUAGAGAUAGAUUAUUAUUUUAUAUUUUAUAUUUUUUUAGGUAACAGCUAAUAUUGGCUAUUGGAAACAUGGAAAAUGGAACAAACUGUAUGAUUCCCUGUUUAUCGUUAUGAAUGAAAACAGCAACAUAUUAUCAUGGCAAUUUACCAAAGGUACAUCUAUAGAUAAUGUCACUUGCUUGCUUCGCGCUUUAAAUGCCCGGUUGACUUCUAACGGAAAAGCAAUUGAAGGGAUUAUUGUAGACAACUGCUGUUCUCUUCAGGCAAAAUUAAAAAACAUUUUUGGUGAGAACUCCAUAAUAAAAUUAGAUUUGUUCCACGCCAUUCAGAGAAUUAUUGCACAGAUUCCAAAGCGGCGGGUUAAUGCAGCACUUCGAAAGACACAAAAACUUAUGAUCAAAGAAUUGCGUCUGUGCUUCCGUGCGCAUGACGACAUUGGUCAAAUUCGAAAGCAAGUUACUCCAUCUUCCAAGGAACUUGAAAAAAAUCUUUGUAGUUUCGUGAAGAGAUGGCAGACAGAAACGAUUGACGAUGUUUGCGUCCUUCCCAAAUCAGCCGUAAAUGAGGUUGAAAAAUUACUUAAACAUGUACGGUUGGGCUGUCUUAGCAAUAUCCCAGCAGGCAUUGGAACGAACAGAAACGAACGUCUUCAUCGUAAGUUGAGAAAAUGGAUUAAUAAAAACCGAAUGGGUGUAAGUUAUGCAGUGGCUGUCCUUUUCCUAAUAUUUUACAAUCAUAUGGAACAAAACAAAAAGUGUAGUAAUGGAGCAAAAGGAAGAGAAAGGCAUGUUAUUCCCCCUGUCACCAAAUGGUAUCAAACAUUUCUGAAGAAUGGUGGAAUUGAAACAUCAGAGAAAUUCGGUAUCGGAGUAGGUAAAGUGCGAGAUUUACCGAGUGAUAUUUUGGCAGGCUCUGAAAACUGUAACACAAAUCUUGGAGAAAUCUACUGCACAUCAGAAACUAGUAGCCAUGACGAUUCAGAAUCAGAAUGUGAUACCGAUCAUACCGUUGAUGCAGAAAUGAUGUCAAACGAUGAUGCUAAUAACAUCAUUAGCAGAGCCAAAGUUAUGAUGAAUCUGGCGAAGGAAGUUUUCAAUAAAACACAAGCUCCCAUUAUGUCAUGUCAGUCAAAUUGGUUAGAUCACGCAUCGUCGUCGUUACUUUUCUCACAUCCAGACAGUAGUGUCUUGUGUGAAUACGAUAAAGCUUCAGAAAGAUUAAAUAAUGUUGUCAGUAAUUAUGGUUUUGAAGUGCUGCCCGUUGAUGGUGAUGGGGAUUGUUGCUUCACUUCUGUUGGUUACGGGAUAGAAAAAUUCUUUGAUUUAGAUCCUUCCCCAUUAACAGACCACUUUAAAGUGAUCAAUAUUUACAAAAACCAAGAUGUAUGUGAAAGGGUAGUAUGUUUGCGGGAACUAGUUGUGAUGGAGUGGCUUGGUGAAUAUAGUCAUGAAUAUGAAAUGUUUCUUACUGUUGCCGAUAAAUCUUCAUUUUAUGAAAUGGCACAACAAUUUAUCCAACGAGGGGUUUUUGAUUGCGAGUUAGGUAAUAGCGUGCUUAUGGCUCUCAGCAAUGUUUUAAAAUGUCCAGUAGUUAUUUUCACUUUGAUCGAGACCUACCCAAUCAUACCUCUGAUUCCUAGACAGGCUCCUUUAUCGGCAAUUCCUAUUUAUGUUGCCUUUAACCAAAGUGGUAAAGGUCACUAUGAUGCGAUUGCGUCGCAGAUACAAUGUGAUGCUGGAGUUGAAAAUAAGAGCCAGUCAAUUGUAACAUCCUGUAGAUGUGGUCGAGGAAGUAAUAAAGAGACCGGGAAAAGCAUUUGUUCUGAUUACAGUUCUCGAUGUAAAUGUUUUCAGAGAAUACAAGGUUGCAGCGACAAAUGCGGAUGCAAGAAUUGUAAUACCCUUAUGGAAAAAGAGUGGCUAACGAAACUAAAACGAUUAGCAGAAAGCGAAGAAAACACAACAACACCCCCAAAACCUCCGGUGACUUAUUUGCAGAUCAUGGCGAAGAGUUUCCUCGCAACUUGUGGAAUGAUUAUGAUCAUUUCAUUUUGCAACAAAUAG
Messenger RNA from Paramuricea clavata, 3118 nucleotides. Lineage: Eukaryota; Metazoa; Cnidaria; Anthozoa; Malacalcyonacea; Plexauridae. The record is from the annotation of a GenBank genome assembly.